UAGACAUUUCUUAAGUAAUAAAAAAUGUCUAUUCCACCACUUCUUUCUCCACCUCAAAUACUUCUUCAAUUCAACAUUCUUUAAUCUCUUAACUCUCUCCAUUUUUGAACACAUAUUCAUCCCCCAAAAGCGUUCUUUUCAUCCCUACAAACUCUUAUAACCACAUUUUCCCCCCAUCAUUUCUCCACCUCAAUUCCCUCUAAUUUUUUUUCUUAUAAAUAGCCCUCACAUUCGUCACUUUUUAAUCACCAUCAUAAAACCCAAUUUAGGUGGGGAUCAAAGGUAUCCCAAUAAGAGACCCCAUCCCAAAGUUGUAAUAAUAUCAAUUAUAAUAAUAAUUUAAUUUUUACAAAAAAAAUGGGGUCCGGUGAUGCCGGGAGCAAGAAAAAGAUAGUGAUCGCCGGUGUGGCUUCCGUUCUCUUGGUGGCAUGCGUGGUGGUGGCCACUGUCACUGUCCGCGGCACCUACGGGGGUAGUUCAUCGUCCGGUGAGGGUUCUGGGUCGGGCGAGAUUUCGACGUCGACGAAAUCCGUGAAGGCCAUUUGUGCCCUGACGGAUUUCAAAGAGACUUGCGAGAGGAGUCUGGCGGGCGCCAAGAACACAAGUGACCCUAAAGAGCUCAUCAAGUUGGCGUUCACCGUGACGGUGAAGAACGUCUCCGACGCGAUCUCCAAGUCGGCGCUGCUCAACAGCGCCGCCAAGGAUCCCCGGACCUCCAGCGCGUUGGACACGUGCAAGGAGGUUCUGGAGGACUGUAUUGAUGACCUCCAGAGGUCCUUCGAGAAGCUCGAGGAUUUCGACCUCUCGAAGAUCCAGGAGUAUGCCAGCGACCUCAAGGUCUGGUUGAGUGGCGCCAUCACCCACCAGCAGACCUGCAUCGACGCCUUCGAGAACACCACCAGCGACACCGGCGAGAAAAUGAAGCAACUCCUGAGGACCUCCGGCGAGCUCACCAGCAAUGGCCUCGCCAUGAUCACCCAAUUCACCGACCUCAUGCAGACCCUGGAGAUCCCCGGGCUCAACCGGAGGCUCCUGGAGGCGGCUGACAGUGACGUGAUUGAGAGCGGGUACCCGACUUUUCUCGACGCCUCCGCCCGCCGCCUCCUCGCUGCUCGUCCUGCUUCCAUCAACCCAGACAUUGUGGUGGCCAAGGACGGGAGUGGGAAAUUUAAAACGAUCAACGACGCUCUGAAGUCAAUUCCCGCCAAAAAUAACCGAACUGUCGUCGUCUUCAUCAAGUCCGGCGUGUACGAGGAGUACGUGCUGGUCCCGAGGAAGAUGAGGAAAGUCGUCUUCGUCGGCGAGGGUCCCACCAAGACCAGAAUCACUGGGAACAAGAACUACAUCGACGGGAUCGGGACCUACAAGACCGCGACCGUGGCCAUCCAGGGCGACAGGUUCAUCGCCCGGGACAUCGGGUUCGAGAACAGCGCCGGCCCGACAAAGCACCAGGCCGUCGCGCUCCGCGUGUCAGCAGACACAGUCGCGUUCCACAACUGCCACAUGGACGGGUACCAGGACACCCUCUACGCGCACUCCUACCGCCACUACUACCGCGACUGCACCAUCACCGGCACAAUCGACUUCAUCUUCGGGAACGCGGCCGCCGUGUUCCAGAACUGCAAGAUGGUGGUGAGGAAGCCCCUAGAGAACCAGGCCUGCAUGGUGACCGCGCAGGGGAGGAAAGACCACCGCGGGGUCGGAGGCCUGGUUCUCCAAAACUGCGAGAUCCUCCCGGACCCAGCCUUGAAGACGGUUGACCCUCCGGUCCAGGUCUUCCUCGGAAGGCCAUGGAAGGAGUUCUCGAGGACGAUCAUCAUGCAAUCGUACAUCGACGGGUUCAUCGCCCCCGAGGGGUGGUCCCCGUGGAUUGGUACCUUUGCGUUGGACACGUGUUGGUACGCGGAGUAUCAGAACCGGGGCCCGGGGGCGAAGCUCGACAGUAGGGUGACCUGGAAGGGAUACAAGAAGAACAUAACCCCACAAGUGGCGAACCAGUUCACUGCCGGAGUGUUCCUUCAGGGAGACGAUUGGAUUAAACCCACUGGUAUCCCCUACGAAUCUGGGAUGAUGAAGGUGUAGAAAGAUUUGAUUAUGGAAAAUAUUAAAUUGUAAUUUCUAUGUUUGUAUACAUCAUCAUUCAAUUAUGAAAAAUAUGAAAUUUGGUGGUCUCAUUUCAUUUCCAAUAUUCUCUCUCUUAAAUUGAUAGUUCUAGUUUGAGUUCCCAAAAGUUUAAAAAAGUAAAAUGGUAUUCUUGAA
This is a messenger RNA of Cuscuta campestris, 2259 nucleotides long. The record is from the annotation of a GenBank genome assembly. Lineage: Eukaryota; Viridiplantae; Streptophyta; Magnoliopsida; Solanales; Convolvulaceae.